AUGGAAAGUUUACAAUCGAAUCUGCCUCAUCCCCAAAUCAUUUCUGAUACUGGUGAAUCUCGAUUUAAUCAAUUAGAGCGGACCCUCGAACAGUUUCAGGAAAAUGCACGCCAUUUGGGAGUAAUCGCAACCGAUUUUGGAGCUCGAAGCCAAGAGCCUUUCAACCAGAAGAUCCAUACGCUAGUAUCAGGGCUGCAGGAGCUGGAUCAAAUGCGUAACCAAUUUGCCGAUGUGAAAGUGCCGCUGGAAUUGCUGGAUGUCUUAGAUCAAGGUAAAAAUCCACAGUUGUACACAAAGGAGGUUCUUGAAAGAACACUUCAGAAGAAUAAAGAGGUUAACGGUAAAGUUGAAACAUACAAAAAAUUCCAUGCUGCACUCCUCAAAGAGCUUGGCGAGGAAAUGCCCGAAGAUACAAUGACUUAUAGAAAUAUUAGAGAUAUUCUAGAAAAAUAG
This is a messenger RNA of Necator americanus (New World hookworm), 453 nucleotides long. RefSeq lists its product as uncharacterized. Gene Ontology annotation, cellular component: mediator complex. Lineage: Eukaryota; Metazoa; Nematoda; Chromadorea; Rhabditida; Ancylostomatidae. The transcript is spliced from 4 exons. Gene Ontology annotation, molecular function: transcription coregulator activity. The record is from RefSeq and is a predicted model, not a curated record. Bases 1 to 453 code for a protein of 150 amino acids. Gene Ontology annotation, biological process: positive regulation of transcription by RNA polymerase II.